Molecule: messenger RNA, 4093 nt
Organism: Vitis vinifera (wine grape)
Lineage: Eukaryota; Viridiplantae; Streptophyta; Magnoliopsida; Vitales; Vitaceae
Product: probable LRR receptor-like serine/threonine-protein kinase At3g47570
Exons: 3
Coding region: 20-3469 (1149 amino acids)
Biological process (GO): protein phosphorylation
Molecular function (GO): protein binding; protein kinase activity; ATP binding
Source: RefSeq, a predicted model, not a curated record
UUCCUCAACCCUUACUUUUAUGAACCUCAUACUCUCCUUCACAACUACCUUUUCUUCUUGCUUUCUUGGAGAAAAGAUGCAUCUUUUUUCCCCUUAUGUUUCAGUACUUUUUUGGGUGCAUUGCUUCACUCCCAUGGUCCUGUCCAUCAAUUUAGUUGAUGAGUUUGCUCUUAUUGCCUUAAAAGCCCAUAUCACAUAUGAUUCCCAAGGUAUUUUGGCAACAAAUUGGUCUACCAAAAGCUCCUACUGUAAUUGGUAUGGUAUUUCUUGCAAUGCUCCUCAACAAAGAGUUUCCGCAAUCAACCUCUCUAACAUGGGUCUUGAAGGAACUAUUGCACCCCAAGUCGGCAACCUCUCCUUUCUUGUUUCCCUUGAUCUUAGUAAUAACUACUUCCAUGACUCUGUUCCCAAGGAUAUUGGUAAGUGCAAGGAGCUUCAACAGCUGAAUUUAUUUAAUAAUAAAUUGGUUGGAGGCAUUCCAGAAGCCAUUUGUAAUUUAUCAAAACUUGAAGAGCUAUAUCUUGGCAAUAAUCAGUUGAUUGGUGAAAUUCCAAAGAAAAUGAAUCAUCUUCAGAAUCUGAAGGUAUUGUCAUUCCCAAUGAACAACUUAACAGGUUCCAUACCGGCCACCAUUUUCAACAUAUCUUCUUUGCUCAAUAUUAGUCUCUCCAAUAAUAACCUCUCUGGGAGUCUUCCCAUGGAUAUGUGCUACGCCAAUCCAAAGCUCAAGGAGCUUAAUCUUUCAUCAAAUCAUUUGAGUGGAAAGAUCCCCACUGGUUUAGGCCAAUGUAUACAGCUUCAAGUAAUUUCCUUAGCAUAUAAUGAUUUCACGGGAAGCAUACCAAAUGGAAUCGGUAACUUGGUGGAGCUUCAGAGAUUGUCUCUACGGAAUAACAGCCUGACAGGAGAAAUCCCCUCCAAUUUGUCGCAUUGCAGAGAGCUUCGAGGGCUAUCAUUAUCAAUCAAUCAGUUCACUGGAGGCAUUCCACAAGCCAUAGGGAGUUUAUCCAACCUUGAAGAAUUAUAUCUUAAUUAUAACAAAUUGACAGGUGGAAUUCCUAGAGAGAUUGGGAAUCUUUCAAAUUUAAAUAUUUUGCAGUUAGGAUCUAAUGGAAUCAGUGGCCCUAUUCCUGCCGAAAUUUUCACUGUCUCUUCGUUGCAAAGGAUUAUAUUCGCGAAUAAUAGCCUUUCUGGGAGUCUUCCAAUGGAUAUCUGUAAACAUCUUCCUAAUCUCCAAGGGCUCUAUCUUUCUCAGAAUCAUCUCAGUGGUCAACUUCCUACAACUCUAUCCUUAUGUAGAGAGCUCCUAUCACUAGCACUACCAAUGAAUAAAUUCACAGGAAGCAUACCAAGAGAAAUUGGCAACUUAUCAAAGCUUGAAGAGAUCGAUCUCAGCGAAAAUAGCCUCAUAGGUUCCAUUCCAACUUCAUUUGGUAAUUUGAUGACCUUAAAAUUUCUUAGUUUUAACAUCUCUAAACUACAGACCCUUGGGUUGGUGCAAAAUCACCUUUCAGGCAGUCUCCCAUCAAGUAUUGGCACCUGGCUUCCGGAUCUUGAAGGGCUUUAUAUAGGAAUCAAUGAAUUCAGUGGAACAAUUCCAAUGUCUAUUUCAAAUAUGUCGAAACUUACUGUGCUAAGUUUAUCAGACAACUCCUUCACUGGUAAUGUGCCAAAAGAUCUCUGUAACCUGACAAAGCUUCAAUUUCUCGACCUUGCAUACAAUCAAUUGACUGAUGAACACUUAGCCUCUGGGGUUGGUUUUCUUACUUCUUUGACAAAUUGCAAAUUUUUGAGAAAUUUGUGGAUAGGUUAUAAUCCUUUGACAGGUACUCUUCCAAAUUCACUAGGGAAUCUUCCCAUUGCUCUUGAAAUUUUUAUUGCAUCAGCCUGCCAAUUCAGAGGAACCAUUCCCACAGGAAUUGGUAAUUUGACCAAUUUGAUAUGGCUGGACUUGGGAGCUAAUGACUUGACAGGGUCCAUUCCAACUACAUUGGGACAGCUACAAAAGCUUCAGGCAUUGUCCAUUGUUGGAAAUAGAAUACGAGGAUCCAUUCCAAAUGAUCUGUGCCAUUUGAAGAACUUGGGAUACUUGCGUUUGAGUUAUAACAAAUUGUCUGGAUCAAUCCCAAGUUGUUUUGGAGAUCUUCCUGCGCUACGAGAACUCUCUCUUGACUCCAAUGUGUUAGCUUUCAACAUUCCUAUGUCCUUUUGGAGCCUUAGAGAUCUGUUGGUUCUUAACUUGUCUUCAAAUUUCUUGACUGGUAAUCUACCUCCCGAAGUUGGAAACAUGAAGUCCAUUACAACAUUGGACUUGUCAAAGAACCUAGUUUCAGGUUACAUUCCAAGCAGGAUGGGAAAACUACAAAAUUUGAUUACACUCUCCUUGUCCCAAAACAAACUACAAGGCCCAAUACCUGUAGAAUUUGGUGAUUUGGUAAGCUUGGAAUCCUUGGAUCUAUCCCAGAACAAUUUAUCCGGAACCAUUCCCAAGACAUUGGAGGCCCUUAUUUAUCUCAAGUAUCUAAAUGUUUCUUUCAAUAAACUACAAGGAGAAAUUCCGAAUGGAGGACCUUUCGUAAAGUUCACUGCUGAAUCGUUCAUGUUCAAUGAAGCCUUAUGUGGAGCACCUCAUUUUCAAGUCAUGGCAUGUGAUAAAAACAACCGCACUCAAUCAUGGAAGACAAAGUCAUUCAUCUUGAAAUAUAUUCUAUUACCAGUCGGAUCAACAGUAACUUUAGUGGUUUUCAUUGUUCUGUGGAUACGUAGACGAGAUAACAUGGAAAUACCAACUCCAAUUGAUUCAUGGCUCCCUGGAACACAUGAAAAGAUUUCACACCAGCAGCUUCUUUAUGCAACAAACGACUUUGGUGAAGACAAUUUGAUUGGGAAAGGAAGCCAGGGCAUGGUAUAUAAAGGGGUAUUAUCUAAUGGCUUAACUGUUGCUAUAAAGGUUUUCAAUUUAGAAUUCCAAGGAGCCUUGAGGAGUUUCAAUUCAGAAUGUGAAGUGAUGCAAGGGAUUCGCCAUCGAAAUCUUGUUAGGAUAAUUACCUGUUGCUCAAACCUCGAUUUCAAAGCAUUGGUACUUAAAUAUAUGCCUAAUGGAAGUCUUGAGAAGUUGUUGUAUUCCCACUACUAUUUUUUGGAUCUCAUCCAAAGAUUAAACAUUAUGAUAGAUGUAGCAUCAGCAUUAGAGUACCUUCAUCAUGAUUGUUCGAGCCUUGUGGUGCAUUGCGACUUGAAGCCCAGUAAUGUUUUGUUAGAUGACGAUAUGGUUGCACAUGUGGCGGAUUUUGGGAUCGCAAAACUCUUGACUGAAACAGAGUCUAUGCAACAAACAAAGACCUUAAGCACAAUAGGCUAUAUGGCACCAGGUAAAGUUCCUUGCUACUUAUAUUCCUAUUUACUACAAAUUUUUUUUAAUAUCUACCUUAUUUUAUUUUUAUUUCUUCAAAUUUAUGACCAAAACUAACAUCACACACAAGCAGAGCAUGGCUCAGCUGGGAUAGUAUCCACAAAGAGCGAUGUUUAUAGCUAUGGGAUCUUGUUGAUGGAAGUAUUUGCAAGGAAGAAGCCUAUGGAUGAAAUGUUCACUGGGGAUCUAACCUUGAAGACUUGGGUAGAGUCAUUAUCCAAUUCAGUGAUACAGGUUGUUGAUGUCAAUCUAUUGAGAAGAGAAGAUGAAGACCUUGCCACAAAGCUAAGUUGUUUGUCCUCCAUUAUGGCUUUAGCUUUGGCAUGUACAACCGAUUCACCCGAGGAGCGGAUCGACAUGAAAGAUGCGGUAGUUGAACUCAAGAAGAGCAGAAUCAAACUAUUGAUGUAAGGAUUAUUUCAAAAGAUGGGAUGGAACUUAAUAACAUCAAAUUGUUACACAACAGUUGAUGUCAAUAGUUCAAAGGAAGCCAAAAGUCGGAAGUUGGAGCCGAUUAAGAGUGCACAAAGCAAUAUCCCAGGCACUGUUAAGUAUAUGUCAUGGGUCUAGAUGUUUAAUUUCUUUGGUAUUUUCCACAUGACAACCAAAUGUGAAAAAAUCAUUUUUCUGAGCAUUUUUCUUUCUUUCUUUAAUGCUUUUUGAGAACCAAACAUAAGCUAA